AAAGAAUUCUGAGCUUCCCAGUUCCGAAGUUCGAACCUAGUCAAUUCGAAAUGGCUCCUGUGUGAUUCAAGCUUCCCAGUGCGCAAAGACUGAUCGAAGACCCAGAAGAAAAAGGGAAAUAAGGCAUUGAAUAAAUUUGCGUGCCCGUUUCGAAGUUUCAACUUUCAUGGAUUUCGUUUUUUCAUCCAAGUUAGUGUUUUACACGUUCCCAUCGUUCUUGGUCCAAUUCGCCGCGUAAACCCUUUUGACAAGAUAAGCACGCAAUUAGUGCCCAUCAUCUUACUAUUUGGGGGAAUGGAGAACUUGCGUUGCCAGGGCAAUUUAAUAUGAGUAGCAAUGGCCAAUCUUCCGUUAACAGCUAUAACAUCAGAGACUUAAUCUGCAACGCCGGCGCUGGUGCCUCAGCUGGGGCAAUAGCGGCCACAUUUGUGUGCCCAUUGGAUGUCAUCAAGACUAGACUACAAGUUCAUGGUCUUCCCCCUGGGCAGACAGGCAGUGUUAUCAUCACAAGUUUGCAGAAUAUAGCCAGAACUGAAGGUUUCAGGGGGCUGUAUCGUGGACUUUCACCAACAAUACUAGCAUUACUUCCAAACUGGGCGGUUUACUUCACAGUUUAUGAGCAACUAAAAGGCCUGCUUCGUUCACGUGAUGGUUGCCACCAACUCACAACUAGUGAAAAUAUGAUAGCUGCUGCCGGUGCUGGAGCAGCCACAGCAAUUUCAACAAACCCAUUGUGGGUUGUUAAGACCAGACUUCAAACACAGGGAAUGAGGCCAAAUGUCGUUCCUUACAAGAGUGUUCUUUCUGCUCUGACAAGGAUUACUCGUGAGGAAGGCAUGCGAGGAUUGUACAGUGGCAUCUUGCCUUCAUUGGCCGGCAUAAGUCAUGUUGUAAUACAAUUCCCAUCUUAUGAAAAGAUUAAGUCAUACAUGGCAAAAAAGGAAAACACUACAGUUGACAAGCUAAGUCCGGGAAAUGUUGCCAUUGCUUCUUCAAUUUCCAAAGUAAUUGCCUCUGUAAUGACUUAUCCUCAUGAGGUGAUACGAUCCAGGCUACAGGAGCAAGGACAGGCCAAAAAUAUCAAGGUCCGGUAUGGAGGGGUUGUUGAUUGCGCUAAGAAGGUGUUCCAGAAGGACGGCUUUCCAGGCUUUUAUCGGGGUUGUGCUACCAAUCUGUUGAGAACAACUCCAUCGGCUGUCAUCACAUUCACCAGUUAUGAAAUGAUAUACAGAUUCUUCCAUCGUUUUGUUCCUCAGGACAAUGUAUAUCCACAAGGCUAUCCUAAAUCUACUGAUAUUAACAAGCCCAAGCCGGAAGACAGUGAUGACAUGAAGUUUGAAAAAGGCCCUAUGGUAUGAUUCUAGUUGGUAAGCAUGGGACUGGGGUUCAUCUCUAUCCUCGUGGAGUGAAGCUUGUGCUAAGUGGAAUCUGCCAUGGCUGAGGUCUUGGGCUCUAGUAAAUAUCAACUGUUAUAAAUUUUUGUCGGGGAGUCGCUGUUCAAAAGCCACGUCAAAUUCUUGUACCUUCAAUGGGAGACUCAAGUUUCAUAGCUACAAUCAGACCCAGAAUGGCGGUCAUCACCAUCUCAAUCUGAUGGGUGAGGAAGCUUCAUCAGUUCUUCUAGGAAAUAAAGAGCGGCUAACUUGAUGUUGAUACUUGAAGUUAUCUUCCUAAGUAAUGUUUAUUCUCUCUCUUUCUCUCUCUGGGAUUUGUAACUGUAAGUGGCCGGAUUUUUCUUUUCUAUGAUGCAAAUUCUUUGAUUUAUCAUAAAUGGUGGAGUAUGUUGGCUUUGCCCCCACCAAAAGACGAAUGGGGUUUUUUGUUGAGUAAGGAUAGGAAAUUUUUCUUGGGUAGAAUGAGUCUUAUCUUCGGUAAUUGAUGAGAUAUCUAUUUGUGUUCCCUCUUUAUGUUGCAAAAUUCAAUAUCAAAAUAUAUGGAAUAACUGUCCCUAUUAUUAU
Messenger RNA from Neltuma alba, 1958 nucleotides. RefSeq names its product nicotinamide adenine dinucleotide transporter 2, mitochondrial. The record is from RefSeq and is a predicted model, not a curated record. Gene Ontology annotation, biological process: nucleotide transport; transmembrane transport. Lineage: Eukaryota; Viridiplantae; Streptophyta; Magnoliopsida; Fabales; Fabaceae. The transcript has 10 exons. The coding region runs from base 327 to 1358 and encodes 343 amino acids.